AUGAACUUUUGGAACAGCGUGAAGGAUCUCGCCACGUGGCGACAGCUGCUGGAAACACUACGCAGCAACAAAGUUGUGUUGCGCGUGGUCACGAGAAACAUACAGAUGAUUAAGAAGCACGAGGGCUUGGAAUCUCACCUUGACGAAGGCAGGAAGUCCGUGCAUGCAGUUCGAGCCACCUGGUAUAUAACUGGAGCGUCGUGCUACACUUCCAUUAAGUUGGUCCCCUUCAACAUGUUCUCAAUUUUACUCUGUGCUUUGGUGGCAACGGCUGCUGCAGCCCCAAACCACUACGGACCACCUCCAACCGGAUUCUAUGGCAUUCCUGGUCCAGUCAUUCCCAUCCUGAAGGACGAGCGUGAAGGACCUGAUGCGUCUGGAGUAUACAGCUUCGAGUUCGAGACUGGCAAUGGCAUCAAGCGUGAGGAACAAGGUGCCCCUCAAGGACCAUCUGGUGCAGUGGCAAUGCAAGGAAGAUGGUCUUUCACUUUCCCCGACGGCUCUCCCGCCGACGUGACUUUCGUCGCCGACGACGCUGGUUACCGCGUCGAGUCCGACCUGCUGCCCACGCCCCCUCCCCUCCCCGCCCACGCCAUCGCCCAGAUCGAGAAGGCUCGUCGGGAGGACGCAGCUGCUGCGGCCUUGAGCGGGCGUUACUCUGCCCCGCGGACUAGCUAUGGAUACCCAUGAUGUGCUCAG
Messenger RNA from Penaeus chinensis, 699 nucleotides. RefSeq names its product larval cuticle protein LCP-17-like. The transcript has 4 exons. Gene Ontology annotation, cellular component: chitin-based extracellular matrix. Gene Ontology annotation, molecular function: structural constituent of chitin-based larval cuticle. The record is from RefSeq and is a predicted model, not a curated record. NCBI's taxonomy places the organism in Eukaryota, Metazoa, Arthropoda, Malacostraca, Decapoda, Penaeidae. Bases 1 to 690 code for a protein of 229 amino acids.